AUGGCGAACGAUAGUUUAAAUCAUUCAUUUAGUUUACCACCCAUUUACUUUUAUGCCACCCAGGUUCAACAAAUUGCCACCUUCGUUGCCACAAUACAAUAUAAUAAAUACAUGCAACAAAAAAAAACUGUUGCAAUACGAACUCCACAUGAAUUGGCCACAGAACACUGGCACCGCAUGAUCCAGGCAACUAAAUGUCGUAAACCAAUGCCACGCGUCAUACCCGUCUCGAAUAACACUUCCAAACGUUAUGAACCAUAUGCCACCAUUUUGCAUCGUUGUGGCGAUGAUACCGGCUGUUGUGGUUCUACUGCCAGUGUAUGUACGGUUAAAAGGCAUGAAAUCGUUAUGGUAUAUGUUUUUUCAUACGACUUUAAUUAUCGCAAAGAAAUCGAGGCGUUACCAAUGCAAAAUCAUACUGAAUGUCAUUGCGUCAAUCGUGCCAGUUUAUUAUUGCAUGAUUCCAUGCCACGUGAUAAAAGAUCUGGUGGUAGUGUUGGUGGUCUGGGUAGUACAAGUUAUUUGCAUCAUUUUCAACGGCAACAGAGAAAACAACAACAACUGCAGCAAGAAUAUCGGCAGUCAUCAUCAUUACAGCUUCAGAGUCCGAAUCAACAUCAUCAAGAGCAAUUGCAAAAUAUGCUAGAUUGCCAUUGUCCUCGGCACUUUAAUGUUUUCGAAGAGGAUGUAGAGCGUCAUGCCCAUUUACCAAAACCACACAGUGUUUUUAUACGCAAAUGCCGUUGUGACUGUUUGGUCAAUAAUCAAACAUGUCUGCGGUUUAAACAUGGCGAAGAAGGAUUUUCCUUGGAAGAUCGCAAGUAAGAUUAACUAACAAUUUAUUAAUA
Lucilia cuprina (Australian sheep blowfly) is the source of this 848-nucleotide messenger RNA. RefSeq lists its product as uncharacterized. Gene Ontology annotation, cellular component: membrane. The transcript is spliced from 3 exons. Bases 1 to 825 code for a protein of 274 amino acids. The record is from RefSeq and is a predicted model, not a curated record. Gene Ontology annotation, biological process: hemocyte migration. Gene Ontology annotation, molecular function: growth factor activity. NCBI's taxonomy places the organism in Eukaryota, Metazoa, Arthropoda, Insecta, Diptera, Calliphoridae.